Messenger RNA from Elephantulus edwardii (Cape elephant shrew), 168 nucleotides. It is a transcript of the gene TNP1, whose product is annotated as transition protein 1 (during histone to protamine replacement). Gene Ontology annotation, cellular component: nucleosome; male germ cell nucleus. The transcript has 2 exons. Gene Ontology annotation, biological process: spermatogenesis; spermatid nucleus elongation; chromatin remodeling. The coding region runs from base 1 to 168 and encodes 55 amino acids. Gene Ontology annotation, molecular function: DNA binding. Lineage: Eukaryota; Metazoa; Chordata; Mammalia; Macroscelidea; Macroscelididae. The record is from RefSeq and is a predicted model, not a curated record.
AUGUCGACCAGCCGCAAAUUAAAGAGUCAUGGUAUGAAGAGGGGCAAGAACCGAUCUCCCCACAAAGGAGUCAAGAGAGGUAGGGGCAAAAGAAGAUACCGAAAAGGCAGCUUCAAGAGUAGAAAACGGGGUGAUGAUGCCACUCGUAGUCACCGCUCACACUUGUAA